Messenger RNA from Pyrgilauda ruficollis (rufous-necked snowfinch), 1791 nucleotides. It is a transcript of the gene DHRS7B, whose product is annotated as dehydrogenase/reductase 7B. The record is from RefSeq and is a predicted model, not a curated record. NCBI's taxonomy places the organism in Eukaryota, Metazoa, Chordata, Aves, Passeriformes, Passeridae. The transcript is spliced from 7 exons. Bases 343 to 1272 code for a protein of 309 amino acids. Gene Ontology annotation, cellular component: membrane. Gene Ontology annotation, molecular function: oxidoreductase activity.
UGUUCUCCUCCUCCUGUUUUUUCCUGUUUGGAUGAGCAGCUCUGCCCAGUUGCUGCGUUCCCCCUGAGGAGUUUUUACUGCUGUCAGAGGUUUGAGUUCACGUCUGUUUUCUCAGUCUGGGGGUUAAACUGAGGUUCCCCUGCCCUGGAAAGGUCAGAGCCUGUGCUCCCAGGGUUUGUUUUUAGAGCAGCCCAGGGCUGGGCUGGCAUUGGACGCUUGCUUGGGCCGCUGCCAGUUCCACAUUUAGCUCGGGGCUCUCCUGCUGCAGCACCGGGGCAGCUCCAGCUCAGAGUCACUGCAAGUGAGCCCUUUCUCAGGAAGACAGUUCAGAAAGGAAAGCUGAUGGAUUUCACAAGCACUGUCAUCGUCCCGCUGCUCUUUGGCAGCCUGGGCAUCUUCGCGCUGUUCCGGCUGCUGCAGUGGAUGCGGAUGCGAGCCUACCUGCAGGAAGCUGUGGUGGUGAUCACAGGGGCCACCUCUGGCCUGGGGAAAGAAUGUGCCAAAGCUUUCCAUGCAGCUGGCUCCAGGCUGGUGCUGUGUGGCAGGGACAGUGAGAGGCUGAAGGAGCUGGUGCAGGAGCUUUGUGCCGUGAAGAAUCACCGCAAGAACACACACGAGCCUCACACCGUGGUGUUUGACCUCUCAGACACCAAAGCUGUGGUGAAUGCUGCUGAGGAGAUCCUGAAGGCCCUGGGUCACGUGGACAUCCUGAUCAACAACGCUGGCAUCAGCUUCCGAGGCACAAUCGUGGACACAGGACUGCAUGUGGAUAAGAAAGUGAUGGAAACAAAUUACUUUGGACCUAUAGCCCUCACCAAAGCACUUCUCCCCUCCAUGAUCAAGAGGAGACAAGGCCACAUUGUGGCCAUCAGCAGCGUGCAAGGCAAAAUAAGCAUUCCUUUCAGAUCUGCAUAUGCUGCCUCUAAGCACGCUACCCAGGCCUUCUUUGACUGUCUGCGAGCAGAGGUGGAGCAGUAUGACAUUGAAGUGACAGUUGUGAGCCCGGGGUACAUCCAGACAAACCUGUCCCUCAACGCUGUCACAGCGGAUGGAUCUCGCUAUGGAGUUAUGGACAAGACCACGGCCGAGGGACAGACGGCGGCCGAGGUGGCUCAGGUGGUUCUCAAUGCAGUGGGACAGAAGAAGAAGGAAGUGCUUGUGGCUGGCCUGACCCCCUGCCUGGCUGUCUACCUGAGGAACCUCUGCCCCAGGCUUUUCUUCACCUUAAUGGCAUCUAGAGCAAAAAAGGAGAGAAAAGUAAAGGGCUCUUAGAGCUCAGCUGCCCUGAGCAGGGAGAGGCUGAGCCCCUGCAGUCGGCUGGGACAUCACUGGAGGUGCUCCUGCAGGAAAAUCCUUUCUCAAAAUGCUGUUUACCAUUGCGUGGAGACUGGGAAGUGGUUUCCCCCACACUGCUGGAAGACAGCACCUAAACCUCAGCUGGAGAAGGAAGGGUGCUUGGACAGUGGGGGAGAGCUGAGGGGAGGGGUCAGGGGAACACUCCCUGGCUGGGAGACUCCUCACCUCACUGCAGGCACACUCAGCUUUACUGCCUGCUACAAAUAAAACCCACCUGUUCUGCCUUCACACCAGCAGAGCUUGGCUGUCCCCACCCCUGUGAAAUACAAUCCUCAGCUGGGAGCUCUCGUGAUCAGUGUCUCAUUCCCACUCCUUCCAAUCUGAUCCAGGACAUGCUGCUUGCAGUGGGAAACUUCACAGCCUCUUCCUGUUAACGUGCCAAGUCAUCUGAUAAAUUAAGCUCAAUCCAGUGCCACUUUUAAAGAAGUAACUGAU